Vigna unguiculata (cowpea) is the source of this 1927-nucleotide messenger RNA. Its product is annotated as putative transporter C405.03c. NCBI's taxonomy places the organism in Eukaryota, Viridiplantae, Streptophyta, Magnoliopsida, Fabales, Fabaceae. Gene Ontology annotation, cellular component: membrane. The record is from RefSeq and is a predicted model, not a curated record.
UGAAAAAUAGUAGUAGGAAAGAAAGGGAAAUGCAAUAAAUAAAAAAUGCAUUUUCAAGUUUGUGAACCGAGUAAGGUUGACAUGUUUGAGAAUUGCGUUGAGACAAUUCUCAUAAACUAAAACUUGACGUUGACACGUUCAUUUUCUCUCCAUGCUGUUUCAUUUCUCCACUCAUUUUCUAUGCCUUUUCUGUCGUUGUUAGAAUAUCCAACCUCCCUGCACAAUCUUCUCACGCAAUUUUUGUGAGCCAAGUUUGAGGCUUGUUCUUGUGAUGAUGCGUUGAAGGGUGAUUCUGGGAUCUAGCAGAGGCAGAAGCGUGUGGAUCUCUGCAAUUCCUGUAGCUUUUUCCAUCUGGGUAUAGUUUUUUGUUAUGGGGUGGAGAUACAAGGGAGGGUUGUUCCUCAUACUUACUGUGGUUGUCAUAUGGGUCACCUCUGCUGAAGUCACCCAGGAUAUUUUUAUAGAUUACAAGCAGCCAUUUGCAGUGACAUAUCUUGGAGCUUCUCUUAUGGUAGUGUACCUCCCAAUAGCUUUCAUUAAGGACUGCUUUUAUAAGUUAUAUAAAAAACAAUCUUCUAAAACUGGAAGAGGUGGGGAUGAGUUUUCUGUCCGGAUUACCUCUCCUCGCAAGAGCAAUGGAGGGCAAAGGAACACUGAAGUGGAAAUGGGGAGUAUGGCUCGAAAAGAUAGUGAUGCAGACCUUUCAAUGAAUGAAGAAUCAAUGCCAUUGGUGACUAAAUAUAAUGAUCCUAAUGCUUCAAAGGCAAACAAACAACUUACUACAAGAGAAAUUGCUAUUUAUGGAUUUUACAUUGCACCUAUCUGGUUUCUAACAGAGUAUCUAUCAAAUGCUGCCCUGGCACGAACAAGUGUUGCAAGCACAACAGUGUUGUCAUCUACUUCAGGACUCUUCACUCUCUUCAUUGGUGUGUUUAUGGGCCAAGAGACUUUGAAUAUAGCAAAAAUAGUUGCUGUCUUGGUCAGCAUGGCUGGGGUUGUGAUGACAACUCUGGGGAAAACAUGGGCUACAGAUGACGAUCUAACAAGUCCUUCCAAUGGACAGCGCACUGUUGUUGGAGAUCUUUUUGGACUUCUCUCAGCCAUUACAUAUGGUCUGUUUACAGUUCUUCUUAAAAAAGCUUCUGGUGAAGAAGGAGAACGGAUUGAUGUGCAAAAGCUGUUUGGAUAUAUUGGAUUGUUUACACUUCUAGCACUAUGGUGGCUUAUCUGGCCAUUGUCAGCUAUAGGAGUUGAACCUAAGUUUACUAUUCCCCAUUCUAUUAGAGUGGAUGAAGUGGUGCUUGCCAAUGGAUUUAUUGGAAGUGUUCUCUCAGACUACUUCUGGGCACUCUGUGUUGUGUGGACAACUCCCCUUGUGGCCACUUUGGGCAUGUCACUCACCAUUCCUCUUGCUAUGUUGGCUGACAUGCUGCUCCAUGGUCGGCAUUAUUCAGUAUUGUACAUUUUUGGCUCAGCUCAGGUAUUUGUAGGCUUUGUGAUAGCUAAUAUUUCAGAUAGGAUAAACAAGGCAAAUCACAUCCAAGAUUUGUCAUUAGGCACAAAUGGAAAAAUUUAACUAAAAUAAAGUAAGUAAAUCAUCAAAGGUCUUGAUAAAGAAGUAUGUGAAGAAAAAAGGGAGUUGAAGAAAGUGUCCACUUUUAUGGUAACGGGUGAUGUAGAGAAAAAAGGGAUAUUUAUGCACUGAAGCCUUUUGGACAACAAAAUUUCAAAGUUAUGGUGGUUUUUAUUAUUGAGAGUGGAAAGAGAAAAUAAGAGCAACAAGAAGAGUUUAUUCAUCAAUGACAUGUGAAAAUGAGAGAUAUUCAAAGAUGUGUAACAAGAAAAAAAAAAUCCAAAGGGAAUGGCUCAAGUAGAUUGUAUAUAUAGGUUUUCUUAGUAAAACAAAUAUGUUCAAUUUUUACUUUUA